Molecule: messenger RNA, 1371 nt
Organism: Emys orbicularis (European pond turtle)
Lineage: Eukaryota; Metazoa; Chordata; Testudines; Emydidae
Gene: DMRTA2
Product: DMRT like family A2
Exons: 2
Coding region: 1-1371 (456 amino acids)
Biological process (GO): regulation of transcription by RNA polymerase II; sex differentiation
Cellular component (GO): nucleus
Molecular function (GO): RNA polymerase II cis-regulatory region sequence-specific DNA binding; DNA-binding transcription factor activity, RNA polymerase II-specific; protein binding
Source: RefSeq, a predicted model, not a curated record
AUGGAGCUGAGAUCGGAAAUGCCCAGCGUCCCAUCUGCGCCUCCUCCGGUGCCUCCCAGCUCGGUGGCGGCCGCCGCGGCAGCCGCGGCCGCGAGCUUGCCGGUGAGCGUGGCCGGCAGCCUCCUGCGGGGCCCCCCGCUGCUGCUGCGGGCGGCCGAGAAGUACCCGCGCACGCCCAAGUGCGCCCGGUGCCGGAACCACGGCGUGGUGUCGGCGCUGAAGGGCCACAAGCGCUACUGCCGCUGGAAGGACUGCAUGUGCGCCAAGUGCACCCUGAUCGCCGAGCGCCAGCGCGUCAUGGCCGCGCAGGUGGCGCUGCGCCGCCAGCAGGCGCAGGAGGAGAACGAGGCCCGCGAGCUCCAGCUGCUCUACGGCACCGCCGAGGGGCUGGCCCUGGCCGCGGCCAACGGCAUCAUCCCGCCCCGGCCAGCCUACGAGGUCUUCGGCUCCGUCUGCAGCGGGGCCAGCGGCGAGGGAGGCGCUGGGGGCUCGGACUCCAAGCUGCAGAAGUUCGACCUGUUCCCCAAGACGCUGCUGCCCAGCCGGGCUGUGACCCCGCAGCAGGCGGGCGGGAAGUCCCUGUCUACGGACGGGGAGUCGGUGCCGGGCACCUCCUCCCCAGAAGCUCGCCACGGCUCGGGCUCGGAGAACGGGGACGGCGAGUCCUUCCUGAGCUCGCCCGUCUCCAAGGGGCCGAAGGAGGGGGAGGAGAGCCCGGGCUCCAUCAGCCCGCUGGGCUCCGACUCGGGCUCGGAGGCCGAGAAGGACGAGCAGGACCCGUCGCCCUCGGCCGGCGGCCGCCAGCGGACUCCCAUCGACAUCCUGACGCGGGUCUUCCCGGCGCACCGGCGCAGCGUGCUGGAGCUGGUGCUGCAGGGCUGCGGCGGGGACGUGGUGCAGGCCAUCGAGCAGAUCCUCAACAACCGCGGCCCGGACAAGGGGCCCGAGGAGAGCUGGGCCCGGGACGGCGCCCUGCAGUCGAGCCCGGCCGCCGCGGCCGCCGUCGCCGCCCACCACCGGCCCUUGAUCGCCGGCACCAUGAGCCCGGCCAUCGGCACGCUGGGCAGCCGCUCCGCCUUCUCGCCCCUGCAGCCCAACGCCAGCCACUUCGGCGCCGAGGCCAGCGCCUACCCGCUGGGCACCCACCUGGGCCUCAACCCCCUGCGCCUGGCCUACUCGGCGCACAGCCGGGGACUGGCCUUCAUGGCCCCCUACUCCACCGCCGGCCUCAUGCCCACGCUGGGCUUCCGGCCGCCCAUGGACUACGCCUUCAGCGACCUCAUGCGGGACCGCUCCGCCGUGCACAAGGAGCAGGUCUACUCCAGCGGCCUCUACGGGCCCAUGGUCAACAACACCCCCGAGAAGCAAUAG